AUGUCCAACAACAGUCUAGGCGCCAUACCAGCUUCGGAUUCCGAGUCUGACGGUGUUUAUGAACAAACAGCAAGCGAAUUCGAGUCUGAAAUUGAACUAGAAACCAACGAAAAUGAGCAUGAAAACAACAACGCCGAGUCUGUGGCGUUAGAAGAUCUUUGUCUGAAUGGAGCGGCUUCCGAAGUUCCUUCUCUAGAGCAGAACGACGAAAACGACGUUUCAGACGUUUCAGAGGAAGAUGACUCAGAUGCCCACUCAGAAACCUCCUUCCAAGACAUAACAGACCAGCUGAUCGCCGAGAUUUCUGCCGGCGAGUACCCGUGCCUCAUUUGUACGGAAGAUAUCACACCCAAGUCCAAGAUCUGGAACUGUCCUACCUGCUACAGAGUCUACGAUAUUGACUGCAUCAGUGACUGGGCCGGCCGAGGUCUCAAGGCUCCCAUCCCGCCUGGAGAAGCCAACAAGAACAAGAGACCCAACUGGAAAUGUCCCUCGUGUAAUGGCGCGUUCGAGAAACAGCCCAAAACAUACACCUGUUGGUGUGGCAAGGUGCAGGAUCCGUUCGUCAACGAACUGGUACCUCACUCUUGCGGCCAGACUUGCGGUCAAUCAAUCGAUUGUGUCCAUGGCUGCUCGUCAGCGUGCCACCCAGGACCCCAUGUUGAAUGCUCAGCCAUGGGACCUGUUAUGUCUUGUGCCUGUGGACGAUCUAGACGUCAGUGGCCCUGUGUGCUUACUCCUUACAAAGGCUGGAGCUGCGAGGUUGUCUGUGGCGAAAUCAUGCCCUGUGGAGAACACACGUGUUCGCGCCAGUGCCACACAGGUCUCUGUUCGGUCUGUGUGGAAACUACUCCUGCCAAAUGUUUCUGUGGAAAGACUGAGAAGAAUAUCACGUGUCAUAUGGACGAGGAGAUGCAGAACCAGAACGGUCGGUACUCGUGCGAAGAUGUCUGUGACACACUGUUUGACUGUGGUAUUCACAAGUGUGAAGAAAUCUGUCAUCCGUUUGUCUCCCAUGAAUGUCCUCUAAUCCCCUCCAGACAGACUCACUGUUACUGUGGCCAAACCAAGAAUGAAGAUCUGGGCAUUGAGCGGACUAAAUGUACAGAUGCAGUGCCCACGUGUUCUCUGACGUGCUCUAAAACCCUCUCUUCUUGUGACCACAAGUGUCCCCAAAAAUGUCACUCUGGAGACUGUCCUCCUUGCAAGGAAACAGUCAAGAUGCACUGCUCCUGUGGCAGGCAGACCUUCUCUGUUCCCUGCGGCACCUCAGAAACCCCCAAGUGUACCCACAAGUGCGCAGCUCUCCUGUCGUGCAGAAAACACUACUGCAUGGACGAGUGUUGUGAAUGGGAGGCUGUGGCUAUCCAGCGAGAGAAGCAACGCAAGAAAACAGGCGCACAGAUCCCUGUCGAAGAGCCCAAGCAUCAUUGUGAAAAGAACUGUAACCGACUCCUCAAAUGUGGCAUCCACAGGUGUCCAGAUAGAUGCCACUCAGGAGCCUGUAAGCCCUGCAUGCAGGCCACCUCCUGGGACGACGUCAACUGUCCCUGCGGCCGAACUACCACCUACGCUCCUAUCCGGUGUGGCACUGCUCUCGAGGUGUGUGCUUGGCCCUGUGAACGAGAUCCUCCCUGUGGACAUCGACGUAUCCAACACACGUGCCACAGCGACUCGGAGCCUUGUCCUCCCUGUCCGGUGCUCAUGAACAAACCCUGUCAGUGCGGAAAGAGCACCGUGAAGGGUGUUCGAUGUUUCCAGACCCAGGUCACGUGUUCUCAAACCUGUGGAGAGCUGCUAGCGUGUGGAGUUCACAAGUGCUCGAAACACUGCCACGUACCCGGCGAGUGUGAAGAGUGCACCCACGGUUGUGGCAAGACUCUCAGCUGCGGUCACGUGUGUAAGGCUCCUUGUCACGCUCCUUUCCCCUGCGACGAGUCUGAACUGUGCAAGGAGAAGGUCGAGGUCACGUGCGAGUGCGGCAAUAUUGUUGAGGAGCGUGAGUGCGGUGGUUCCAAGUCAACCAAGCGGCAUGAGGAGGAGCUUCCCUGUUCGGCCGACUGUUACAACAAACAGCGACUCAAGAACAUGGCUGGAGCUUUGGAUAUCGCUGUGACACGAUCGGGUGAGCGAGUCAUUGACUAUGCGGCCAUCAUGUUUGAAUACCCCGAGGAAAUCAUUGACUUUUACAGACAGGAGCCGUCAUUUUGCAUUGAGAUGGAGCAAAAGAUUGCAGCUCUGGUGAACGAUGAGUCGAAGAAGGUUCUGAGGUUCCCGCCCAUGCACACAGCUCAACGAGCAUUCUUGCACCAGCUGGCUGAGGUAUACGGCUUUACCUCCAUUAGUCAAGAUCCUGAGCCGUAUAGAUCUGUUUCGAUUAUGCAGAACUUUCCCUACGCCGCCAAGCCUCCUAUCACCAUCAGGGAUUGUGUCAUGAGGAGAAACAGCUCUGUCUAG
Messenger RNA from Yarrowia lipolytica CLIB122, 2457 nucleotides. RefSeq lists its product as uncharacterized. The record is from RefSeq and is a predicted model, not a curated record. NCBI's taxonomy places the organism in Eukaryota, Fungi, Ascomycota, Dipodascomycetes, Dipodascales. Gene Ontology annotation, biological process: negative regulation of transcription by RNA polymerase II. Gene Ontology annotation, cellular component: nucleus. Gene Ontology annotation, molecular function: RNA polymerase II transcription regulatory region sequence-specific DNA binding; DNA-binding transcription factor activity, RNA polymerase II-specific; zinc ion binding.